AUGACGACGGCAUUGGCUGCGCAGCUGGCGCAGAUCGCUGCGAACUCGAAAUCCUCUCUCGACGUGAGAGCGCAAAAGGCUGCCCACUCCAAGUCUUUGAUCUUUGAGCCGCGCAUUGCGGCUUCGCAAAACUUCCAGACUCUCUACGGCAUCUGCCAUGCGGGAUUCGAGGAGCUUUGUCAGCUGGAUUCCCGGUUCAUACCUUUUGGGAAAACACUGUUCAGCGAACAGAGCCAGUACGAGGAUCGCAGUCAGAUGACCGAAGCCGAAAAUGCCGAGCUCGACAAGAAGACCGACGCCUUCCUCCGCCUCGCCGGGGGGCGGCUGCGGCUCAUGCCUACUAUUAAGGCAAUAGAGUGGCUUAUAAGGAGGUUCAGGAUACACGAACACAACACGACCAUGCUUCUCACAAGCUUCUCGCCCUAUCAUACCAUUACGGCCUUUGUGACACUCCUUUCCAUACUACCUGCCGAUCUGCCGCACGUAUACAGAUUCCUGGACCCAUACGUCAAGUCGUUGACCCAUCCACCGAGGUCCAUUCUCGUCCACCAAGCCACGCACAACCCCGACUUCCUCGCGACGAUAUCCGCUUUCACGCUGGACACUUGCAGAGCGCAACAGCAGUACCCUGCACUGAUCUCUUUCUGGGGUGGCAUAAUGGCCGAGUCCGUCAAUGGCAUGCUGGACAGGAUGCGCUCCGGGCGCCGAAGCAUACAGAAAAGCAAUGACCAAAACCUAUUGCACCAGAUAGGGCCUACCAUCAGCGAUGCAUUGAUAAUGUCCAAGGCUCCUGGCCUACAAGUAGCCUGCUACAUGGUUGUUGCUGUUUUUGUAGCAAAAGGUGACCUUGACGACGCCGCCAUCAGUGCGCUGAUGGAACAGCUCGUCAGCGGAUGGACCGCAGAAUCUCUCCGCCCAGGUUUGGUCUGUCUGUCCAUGCUUGCCCACUACCGAUCUGCGAAACAGAUGUCGGGAAGGGUCACGAAGGCUUUGCUGAAGGUUCAAAAUCUGCCCGCUCUGCUCUCUGAGAUUGGGAAGGAACAUGAUAUAGGGAAGUUGACGAAUGGUCUGUGUCUUGCGCUGAUAGACCGAGUCUACAAGAAGGGCGACACCAAAGGACUGGCAAUCAUCGAGUUUCUUCUGCUCGCGUCUGUUCUCAACGAACAACAGACGGCUGCUGUUUUCAAGUCUUUGUUACUGGCAGCUUACAAAGUCGACGAUCAGGUUAAUGAGCAGGGCCAGCUCCGCAAGGACCUUGCGUCGACGAUCAUCAGGCUGUCCCAGGUGGAAACAACUGUCAGGGGCAUCUUCAUGCAGGCAAUCGACGAUACAGAUGUUGAUCUGGAUGCGCUGGAGAUGAGGCUCGAUAUACAGCUCCGAUCCCGAGCCUUGCCCGAACCGUCCGGCGAAGAUAUCGAGAUGAAAGAGAACGGACUAGCUCCAGCGAACGGUGAGGACUUUGAGACUGCUCUCCAGCGAGUCAGCAACAUCAAGCCCACAUCGACAAGCUCAUGUCUCCGAAGAGAUUCCUCGGACAUGUUCACAGAUUUGUGCUCAGUUUUCCUCUCUGGUCUGGCUGAAUCAGAGAACGUUGCGACUUUUGACAAGGUCACACCUCUGCAGCGAGACCAGGCGAAUAAGCGCGCAUUUUACUUUACUUUCCUCAUGCGAGUCUGGUGUGGCCCGUAUCCCACUUUGGCCCGUGUUGGGGCUCUGGAGCUGGCUAAGGAUCGCCUGAAGCAGGAUGACUGUAAGGGUAUCGAUUUUCAAGCUAUCCUUCCGUAUACCAUCUCGGCUCUGAAUGAUCCAUCUAAGAAGGUCCGGCGUGCAGCUGCAGACAUAAUCACAGUCCUGGACAACCUGGUCACCGUGGAUGCCAAAGCAGAGAAGCAAACGUGGGCGCGCGAUCACCUGUACGACAACACGGAGACCCUAGAGUGGAUGUCUCCAGAUAUUUACCACAAGUUUCUACGGAACAUUGUUACCCCUUCUCUUGAAGAAUGCAUUCUCAAUGCCGAGACUAUCAUUGAGAUUGUACAGCGGGCCUUGAACAGUUCAAAGGCUUCGGACGACGAUGUUGACAAGGACAAAAGAAGUCAUCUCUCCCAUGGAACGCGUCGCUCUGUCUUGAUUUUUCUGGCGUCACAUGCUGUCAACACCCCUCUCGUCUCCCUUAAACUCCGCCUCCUCGCAUCAUUGAACAAGGUCAAAGGGGUAUCGGGGACUUCUCGCACGCAGCUCCUCCUCCCAUUACUCAAGCAGUGGUCCUCGUUAUCUGCUGGCGAAGUCAGCCGCGCCUGCUUACAGGAGAAACUUGACGAGCCAGUGGCCGACCAAAGCAUGGUUAAGGUGGUGCUUCCGAAUGACAAAGAUGGACUUGAAUACCUCAUGAGCCUUGUGCAGGGGGGGGAGCUUCUCACAAGGACGCAUCUCCUGAAUGCUAUCUUUGUGCACAUCGAGAAGAUGUGGCCGUCCAUGAAAUCAGAGGCAAGGGAUAUGGUGGCUAGACAAAUGCUCGCAUUGUCGCAGAAAGAAUGGUCAAACGAACGAACUCUAGCGUCUAGCAAGGCAACCGAGCUAUUGACGGAUAUCGAACUCACGACUGACAUCUUGCUGUACUUCCUGGAGUCUCUGCAGCCAACAGCCAAAAUGGCAACGGAACCGCCCCCUGGUAAGCGAAGGAGAACUAGCUCAUCAGAAGCGCACCGAGGCAUCGGUACACAAGCCACCCCCGAGAUAACCUCGACACUCAAGCAGGUGACAUUUGUACUGCAGCUUGUUGAUGGGUCGCAUCCGGAGAAACACCCAGAGUUACUGAACGCCCUCUUCAGUGCGCUCUCGGAACUUCAACAUUUUAGGGUUCUGGUGGGUUCGGAGCUGGGAUAUCUUCAAAACCUGGUGCUGAAAAGUCUGUUGGCUAUGGUUCCUGCUUACAAGGACAACCAGAACCUCAAGAUCGACAACACGGGCGGACAUGGCGACCUUCUUGUGAACUGCAUUCAGAAGUCAUCAAGUCCACACGUUCAAAGCACCGCGCUCCUUCUUGUCGCAAGUCUUGCGAAUGUUGCGCCCGAUCUGGUCCUCAAUAGUGUGAUGCCAAUCUUCACGCAAAUGGGGAGUUCGGUUCUUCGACAAAACGAUGAUUACUCUGCACAUGUUAUCAAUCAAACGGUCAAGGAGGUCGUGCCACCACUUAUCCGAUCGCUUCGGAAAGGGAAAAUCAGUCCUCUGGCAGGUGCCUCGGAACUUUUCCUCAGUUUUGUCACUGCCUAUGAACACAUACCAUCACAUCGAAGGCUCGGGCUGUUCGUCUCCCUGGUAGAGACUCUCGGGCCUGAAGAAUUCCUCUUCGCCCUAUUGGCCAUGCUCAUCAAUAUGUAUGGCACCACCGAUCAGAUUCUAUCCUUUUCCACACAACUGUUCAACCAUUUCACAGUUGAGAUCGAGCUGCAGUCUCUGAUCAGACUCAUAAACCUCAUUGGCGAUAUCUUUCAGCCCAGGCCUGCGCUUUCUUCGGUACUCCUCACCACGAGCGAACAAGGAGAACGGGACCCUCAGAAAAUUGGACUUCAAGAGCUGAGCCUGCUUCCACAGCUUCUCUCCAGCAGGAAGCUGACAGCACACAUCCGCAAGCUCACUGAGCGGGACGACAUGGGAGCUUCCAAAAUCCGUGAGCUGUACUCAACAUUGUUGGAAGAUCUUUUGACUCUCGCCGAUUCGUUGAAGCUGCAGAAACCUCUACACAACCGGUGCGGAGAUGCGCUUUCUAAGCUUCUAAACCUGCUCUCUAUCGGAGAAUUCGUCAAAGCGGUUGAGACGUUACUUGACCGACCAGACUCAGUCCUGCGCCGAAAGGUGCUGAGAGCUGUGGAAGUGAGAAUCGACCAAGAGUCUCAAGGGGACGCCAACUCCAGAGCAGCGUUGCUUGCGUUCCUACCACAGCUCACGGCCAUAAUCAGGGUGGCUGACGAUAUAGCUUACAAGCACAUCGCUGUAGGGUGCGUGGACAAGAUAUCCGAGAAGUAUGGCAAGAAGGACCCAGAGGCGGUUGCUGCCGCCGCAUCAACCAUUGCUGGGGAUCAAUGUCUCGGCCAAGACGACAUUCGCCUUCGCGUCAUGGCGUUGUUGUGCUUGGCUUCCUUGGUGGAUGUGCUUCAGGAUGGCAUAGUCCCUGUCCUGCCGUCGGCCAUUCCAAAAGCACUGUCGUAUGUGACCGAAAGCAUCGACAGUGGAAACAAACACACGGAACUUCACAACGCUGGGUUUGCCUUUGUGACAGCACUCGCACAGUACCUACCAUACAUGCUGUCAGGGUCAUAUCUGGGACAGAUCCUUGCAGUCUCGAAUGCAUCUGCUAAGGCUAGCCUGAGUGCCGAGGCCAACGACGCUCGUCUUCAGUGCCUCCAAUUUAUCGCCAAACAGGUCGAUGCGAAACCCAUGUUCGGGGCUCUAGAGCAAAACUGGUCCUCAGCUGCCGAUUCUGGCUACACGGCUACCCAAGAAUAUCUCAAUGUGCUUGGCAUAUCGAUUGGCAAGCACUCAAGGGCCGACAUCUCCAAGAACGUUGGCACACUUUCUGCUAUCUUCCUCCAAGCGUUUGAUCUUCGAAGGCUGCAACACUCCAAAGAAGAUACUGCAGAUGAUAUCAUAUCGAAUUUGCCUCGAAUUGAAGCAACGACCAACGACGUUGCACUGAGCAUGGUUCACAAGCUGAAUGAUGCAACCUUUAGACCAAUAUUCUCUCAGUUGAUCGAUUGGACAACUGCUUUGCCGAAGAAGGACACGGUCGGCAGAAACAUGCGUCUUCUCAGCGUCUACGGCUUUUUGGCGUCCUUCUUCGACAGCCUGAAGACCAUCGUUACGAGUUACGCAGCCUACAUCAUCGAUAGUGCCGUUGCUGUGCUCAAAACAGCAAACCCGAAGAACCCGGAGGAAUACGACUUGUGGAAGCAGGUGAUCCAAGUUCUUGCCAAAUGUUUCGAAUACGACGAUGCCGACAACGGAUUCUGGCAAGCCCCGGCACAUUUCAACGGAGUGGCGCCCGUGCUUACUGCCCAGUUUGCCCACGCUUCCUCGAUUGACUUGACAAGUGACCUCAUCCCGGCCCUAGUGGAACUCGCUGGAAAGGCGGGCUCCCAAGAUCAUAGAAAGAAAAUGAAUGGCGAGCUUCUGGUACACUUGCGAUCCGAGCAGGCGUCUGUGCGUCUCGCGGUAGUGAAGUGCGAGCAGGCGAUCGCGCUCACGGAUAGGGAUAGAGUCAACGAAGACUGGCUCACCAUGUUGCCAGAGAUGUUGCCAUACAUCAGUGAGCUCCAGGACGAUGACGACGAGGAAGUGGAAAGAGAAACGAACCGCUGGAUUGUGGCAAUCGAGGGGGUUUUAGGAGAGAGUUUAGACACCAUGUUGCAGUGA
Molecule: messenger RNA, 5412 nt
Organism: Anthostomella pinea
Lineage: Eukaryota; Fungi; Ascomycota; Sordariomycetes; Xylariales; Xylariaceae
Source: the annotation of a GenBank genome assembly